Messenger RNA from Seriola dumerili (greater amberjack), 2185 nucleotides. RefSeq names its product store-operated calcium entry associated regulatory factor (gene saraf). The transcript is spliced from 7 exons. Gene Ontology annotation, biological process: regulation of store-operated calcium entry. Bases 95 to 1096 code for a protein of 333 amino acids. NCBI's taxonomy places the organism in Eukaryota, Metazoa, Chordata, Actinopteri, Carangiformes, Carangidae. The record is from RefSeq and is a predicted model, not a curated record. Gene Ontology annotation, cellular component: endoplasmic reticulum membrane.
UCGCUGGUCUUGUCAUCAUCUGUGUUCCGGUGUAACGAGAAGCAACGAGAGAAGUCUCCACUGUAGUACUAUAGCGGGCACACACGGCGGGGAAAUGAAGCGGUUCAUUACCGUUGUGUUGUCGUUUCUGAUGGUGGGACACGUCCAGGCUUGGGAUGACGGCAGUGUGCUGCUGCGGGAUGUCCAGGUGCUGACACUGUAUAAGGGUCGCUACACCACAGCGGGGCGCUCCAGCCCCGUCCUUCAGCUCCAGUGUGUUGGAGGGUCAGCAGGCUGCCAGGCCUUCAUCCCAGAGGUGGUCCAGUGUCAGAACAAAGGUUGGGAUGGAGUGGAUGUACAGUGGGAGUGUAAGACUGAUAUGGACAAUGCGUACCAGUUUGGAAGGCUGGAGGUGAGCUGUGAGGGCUACAGCCACCCUGCUGAUGCCUACAUACUGAAGGGCUCCUGUGGGCUAGAAUACUCACUGGAACUGACUGAAGAGGGCCGGAGGAGGACACAAGGCAGCUCGGGCUCCCACAGUGGAUUCAAGGGAUUUGGAGAUCUUGGGGGCUUCGCCUCCAGUUUCUUCAGCGCUUUUUCCGGAAACAAGUAUCAGCAGCAGAGCCAUCAAAGCUCAUACCCCUCGGGCAGCGAGAACUCAGGUGGCCUGCUGGUGGUUGCUGUGCUUCUGCUCUUAGCCUAUGGUGUCUACAAGCUGUUCCUCGUUGGGAACACAGCCCAGUGGGAGCAGGACGGAGGACAGCCUGGGUACCCCAGAGAUAAUCACUACGGCUCCACUGCAGGACCACCACCCCCGGGAUUCAAACCUGACUUCACAGGCUAUCCUGGUGCCAACCCAGGCUACGGUUUCCGUAGUGACUACACUCAUGGACAACAGUACCCAGGAGGCCAAGCUGCUCCCGGCACAGGUGGAAACUUCUGGACUGGCAUGGGGACAGGUGGAGUGCUGGGGUAUCUGUUUGGCCGUCAAAGAAACCAGCCCUAUAACUACAACCACUCCAGUUACACCAACAGCAGACAUCCUCCUGCUGCAGACUCCUCCUCCUCCUCUGGGACACGCACUGCUUCAGGUUUUGGAGGUACUAAGAGAAGAUAGAAGCUGUGGAAGUGGGCAUAUACUCCACAGUGGAUGACUCAAGCAGUUUUUAAAGCGGUGCACUAAUGACAGAUGAACUUGGUGUUUGCUGGUGGCAAGUGAAACAUGACAAACGCCUCUCGUGCAGAGAUCAGCCUGUCAAACAAUACAAUAAUUUUGCUACUCAGUACUGUGUUCCUCUGGAAUGCUCACUGUGAUUUCAGCUGCAACAGGAUGCUCUUGUUUUUCUGUGAACAUGUGGUUUGACCUUUGCCUAGAAGCUUCAGCGUUUGGAAGAAUGUGGUUCAUGUGGUUUAAGAAGAGGAUCUUGAUCUUGGAGCUUUUUGUGGGAAGAUUUCAAUGUGAAUCCACUCUUUAAUUUACACAUUAAACAGUGACACUGUCACACCUUUUGCAUUCACAUAAAGUAAAUUACAGAUAUGUGCUCCUAUGUUUAAUUGCAGUCAGGUAAGAAUCAUGACUAUGAUUUUUAAUCAGUAAAUCAGUAAAUACUCAUGGGGAAAUUAAGACAAAGUAUAAACCAUGUGUAUGGCUGGGGUGUGUAUGAGUCAUAUACUGUGCCAGUUAAGCAUAGUGUACAUUUCUACUGCUUUCAUUUAAUAAAUUCAACAAUAUAAUCAUGCAGUUUUCAAUAUUGGCUCAGGACUUUGCCUCUAGUUACAGGCAGUCACCCAGCCACCCUGGCUUCCCACAUUUAUUAUUAACAUGUAAUGCAGUAACUUUAACAGGGCAACAAGGAGCAGAUCAAAACGAGGCUAGGGUUAAGGUUGAAAACUGUUGUGGAUCAGCUGUAAACACCCCCUGAUGACGUAGAAACUGUUCACGCCAAAUCAUUUUAAAGGAGCAGCGGCCUCACUCACUCAGUCUCAAACAUUUGGUUGUAGAGCUGGCUCAUGGCCACAAAUCCCUUUAUGUUUUUGUGUAAAUCUGGUUUCAUCAGUGCUUUGCUCUCACUUUCCAUAUCAUUUAAUGAAAUCAGGUUAAAUGUAUACAGAGAUUUGAAAUGUAGUAUACAGUUAUUUUUAGGAAAUGUUGCAUGAUAUUUUGGUAACUAGCUAAUAAAGAGACAAUAAAGUGUUUUUUGAUCCC